UAUACGACAAGCCUGUUUUUCGAUUAAUCGAAUACCCAACCCUAGAUAAUACUAAUCUAUGGCCUGACUCGGGUCUGACACAAAGACAAUUUCGAAAAACAACAACAUUAAUGUUUGGUUACGAGUGAAAAAAAGUUAUUUUUUCGAUAUGGCCAACCCUCGGAAGUUCAGUGAGAAAAUCGCUCUGCACAACCAGAAACAAGCGGAAGAGACGGCGGAGUUCGAGAAAAUAAUGAGGGAAGUCUCAGACGCAACAAACAAAGGUAGUGCUUAUAAAAGACAGCAACUACAUAUCAACCAGUGUCUUGGAACAUUUCGUGCUGGUUCGCUUCCAAAUGUUAACAAAGUCAUGAUGUCCGCUCAGUUGGAAAUUAAGUCCGCUUUAAGUUGUAUGGAUGAACUCAAAUCGCCGCAAGGGAAAAAUCACACGUACAGGGAGCGUCCAAGAAGUGCCGUCGGACCCAUGCGCUCGAGGCCAGCUGAAAAACGGAUAGACACAUCACCGUAUAGUGGACCAUACUUGUCGCCUCCUCCUGAUACACCAUGGCGCCGGACUCAUAGCGACUCUUCCCUGCACACAAGUUCACACGAUAGUAACACGUAUAGAAAAGGGACUCUUGAUUGCCAUACUCAGCUGGAUGACUAUGAAACUUCAAGGAGAUUAUGUUCUGCUUCACCUGAAGUUAGGCCGAGAUCAGCUGUGGAUAUGCCUCGUGUUCCUGGAAUAAGUAUUUAUCCAUCAACACAGGAGCCAGGAACGAUACAAAUUCCUAUCGGGAAUAACACAGGAUCCUUGCCAGACUUGACUAGUUUUCACUUUCCGUCUCCGCUCAAUACUCCACUCGACCAUGAGGAUCAUAACUCACAGUUUACACACAGUGGACAUUCAGGAUCUCCUCGAAGUCUUUCUCCUCAACCUUUAAUGAGAAGUGGGAGGUUUAAUUAUGUUAGUACUCCUCCUAAUGAGGCCCCUGGACCACCUAUGGCAAUGAAUCAUAUAAAUCAUACUAACCAACUUUCUGUGCCCUCAGAUGAGACCUAUAAAUACCAUCAUCAUUAUAAGGGUCGGCCUCAUAAUACUUACCAAUGGCACCAACUUGGCUAUCUCCCACCCAUUUCAUCCAUACAGCAGACUUAUAGUAAUCAGGGAGCACCAGCAAUUCAGACUGAAGCCAAUUCACAUCAAUCUACUUUAACAAGGACAAGUCCUCAACAUAUGCCUCAGUCUCUUACUGUUUAUAAAUUCAGCAGUUCAAGCCCUUGUAGCAGCUCACCUCAAAGCCCACCAUCACCAACCAAUGCUCAGUGUACCAUGAAUUCUAAUCCUGACCAUAAUAGUUAUUUUAUUGGCCAAACUAAUGCACUUCAACACCACUUUGAGCAAUUUUCUAUGAUAGACUCACCUGCUGGCAUUAAUUUGGAUUACAUUGGUUCUACCAACUCUUCUUUACAGACUGAUGAAAGUUGUCCGAAGACUCGAAAUCACGAGUUGACUCCUGAUCCUGGCUACUUUAGUACAUCGCCGUCUCAGCAUAAUGCUUAUGUCCGAGGAGCACCUGAAACAACAACACCCAAUACUCCGUCCAGUAUACCUGAUAUAAUCUUUACUGAUUUCUCAAACAGUGAUGAGCUUACCAAGGAUUUUGCAGUCACUAUGGUGGACUCCUUAGAUCAAGAUUUAUUUCCCUCUGAUGAGUGUUUAAGAGAGGGCUUAGAUCCGAUUGACUUUGAUGGUUUACAGAUGCUUACAGAUCCAGAAAUAAUAACAGAUCCUGCUACAGAAGACCACCUCAGACUAGAUAGACUUCUAUGACCAUUAAAGGAAACUAUAAACAGAGGAAAAUGCUGCUGCUGUGAAAUCAUUGCAGAAAUUUGUCAUCUUUACAAGUUAUUCAAUUCUAGUUUGUAAUAUAAGAUAACACAAAUUGUUUAUUAGUCAUUUUUUAAAUUUUAUAAGUAUUGGCCAAAAGAUGAUUGCAUAUGGUUUUGUUUUGAGUUACCUGUUUAGUUUUUCCUUGUUUUUGGGAUGUUUAUUAAUUUGAAGUCAAAAGUCAAAUUUUUCCAUUAACAACAAUGAAAAUCCAGUUUAUAAAUUUUUACUGUUUAAACGCAGUUUAAAGUUGCCAAAAGAGUCACCAAUUAUUUCUCGGUGAACCAGUCUAAUCGAAUUUUUAAGUUUUGGAAAUUUUCUUAUUAUUUAUGCAAUGCAUGUAAACAUACGUUAUGCUCUCAUGUUCUACUGUAGUUUUCACCAUGUACUUAGUAUUUUUAUAUAUAUAUAAUUUUUUCUGUGAAUCUGUUAAACUUAGUCUUGUUAGAAAGUGCCUGUUAGUUGUUUUUUUUUCUUUUUAAUUAGUAAGGGGAAUCAUAUUUGAUUAUAUUAAAGUACAAAACUCAGCAUUUUUCAAUAUAAGAUUAUUUGCCCAUAACUGGUAAAUGUUAAUAAGAAAUAUUUUUAUGAAAAAAAAAUUAAAUAAAGUGUUGAGUGUGUACUUUUAUUCUGGGCUAACAAAUGUCUUAAUAUAUAUAUUUUUUUUAACUAGUUGUACCCAAGUGAUUUUAAGUGCUGGCCAGUUUUUAUUAUUUUAUUUUUUUGUUAUUUGUUGAGUUUUAGCAAUAGUUACGGUCAUGAUAAAAA
Cimex lectularius (bed bug) is the source of this 2638-nucleotide messenger RNA. RefSeq names its product CREB-regulated transcription coactivator 1 (gene Crtc). The transcript is spliced from 14 exons. Gene Ontology annotation, biological process: positive regulation of transcription by RNA polymerase II; protein homotetramerization. The record is from RefSeq and is a predicted model, not a curated record. Bases 149 to 1813 code for a protein of 554 amino acids. Gene Ontology annotation, molecular function: cAMP response element binding protein binding. Gene Ontology annotation, cellular component: nucleus; cytoplasm. Lineage: Eukaryota; Metazoa; Arthropoda; Insecta; Hemiptera; Cimicidae.